This is a messenger RNA of Prorocentrum cordatum, 2190 nucleotides long. Lineage: Eukaryota; Dinophyceae; Prorocentrales; Prorocentraceae. The record is from the annotation of a GenBank genome assembly.
GUGGUCUUUAAGUACGAUGGGAGCAGCAUGACUCAAGACGGCCUUCUGGGGGGGGCGGUCAUCUUGGCUUAAGGUGAGCGUUUCGAUUGCAUCGGAACCAUACAUCAACUGAACACUUCCUUUUCACAUCCAGUGCUACAGCUCCAGGCCCUCGUCGGUCGGGACAACGAUGGCUCGCAAGCUGUUUUUCACGACGGCAUCUGCGCUCGCUUCCAUGGUUGGCGCUGACUCUCAGCUCGUGCAGGUGUUCACACACGGGCUGGGCGUGUCAGAUCCGGCAGAUCCCGCCGCGGACCCGACGCCGGCUCCGACGUGCGCUGACUCGACAUAUACAAUAACAUAUGCUCGACUCACAAACCAACAACAUUCACGUAUACGGGACCGAGUGGGCUUUCAUUUGACAAUUUCGCUACGUGCGCCAACACAAGUUCCGCAUCUUGUACGAUGGCAGCGUCCACGGCAAAUUUUUGCCAGUCCAAACAGAGAGUCGACGUUCGGGUCCUCAGGCGAACGGAUACCAACGAGAUAAUCAGAGCGGGCACAUGUUGCAGUACCAAACGAAAUUGGGUGACUGCAAUGUCGUCACAGUGCGCUGUUGCAACGCCCACCCCGACCAACACUUGCCUGACGCCCUCCCCCACGCCUAUCCCGGCCCCGACGCCCAGCCCAACGCCGUCGCCGACUGAGGCCCCGACGAGCAGCCCGACCUCGUCCCCGACGCCGAGUCCGACGAGCAUUCCGACGAGCAGCCCGACCUCCAGUCCGACCUCGUCCCCGACGCCCAGCCCGACGCCGUUGCCGACUGAGGCCCCGACGAGCAGCCCGACCUCGUCCCCGACGCCAAGUCCGACGAGCAGCCCGACCUCCAGUCCGACCGCGUCCCCGACGUCCAUUCCGACGAGCAGCCCGACCUCCAGUCCGACCUCGUCCCCAACGCCCAGCCCGACGCCGUCGCCGACUGAGGCCCCGACCUCCAGCCCGACCUCGUCUCCGACGCCCAGUCCGACGAGCAACCCGACAAGCAGCCCGACCUCCAGUCCGACCGCGUCCCCGACGUCCAGUCCGUCGAGCAGCCCGACAGCCAGCCCGACACCCAGCCCAACGUCUACACCAAUGGCACCGCCCAUCAGUGGCCCCAUGGUCGCGGGCGUCGGCGACCCGCAUCUCGCCAACACGCUCGGCCAGAAGUUUGACUUGCUUCAGGCUGGGUACCAUACUUUGGUCCACAUCCCUAGGUGGGCGCGGCAGCGUUCCAACUUCCUCGUGGAGGCGAGAGCGAGUCGCGCUGGGCUUGGAUGCGCUGAUUUGUAUUUUACGGAGAUCAACAUCAGCGGCACGUGGGCUCGUCGUCACAAGGCAACGGGCCUGCGUUGGGACGCCGAGGCUACGAGGCCGGGCAAAUCAACAUGGAUGACAUUCCACAACGUGGUCAAGGUCAAGAUCGUGCAUGGCCGCACCGCCCAGAACACGAAGUACCUCAAUAUUUUCCUGAAGGGGCUGCAUAAGACGAAGGUCCCAGUCGGUGGCCUCCUCGGGGAGGACGACCACACGGCGGCCGCCACCCCAGACAAGGGUUGCAAACGCAUCAUGACGUUGUGAGUCUUAUCCCGCCCCAGGGCCGACGCCAGUAGACGCUGUGAGUAGUCUGCCGCCCCGGGGCAGACGCCAGUAGUAAAAGACAUGGCUGGUGCUCAAUGAAUGCAAGCGGUUGUCAUCUGGCCUUUGGCCAGUUGGGCGGCACAGUCCCUCUACGCAUGUCUCCCCUCUUCCAUGUUCCAUUUGUCAUGCGUUCUGCAUCGUCUGCGGCGGAUCCCCAGCCCAUCCCAGAGUCGUCCACUCGCUGCGGACCCUCUCCGAUGUCGCUGAUGCGGUGACGUGGCCGCGCCUGGAGAGCGCAUGCUGCUCCUUUUCCUCCUGUCUGUCAAAACCUGUGUCCUCGACCUCUGCCUCUUCCGCUUGCAUCUUGUGUCUUUUGAUCCGUGGGCCACCCCGCUCCGGAGGCGCGCGGGGAGCUCCGCCCGUGCCACUCCGUGCAUCGAUGUCCGCGCGUGGCUCCCUCCUCCUGGUGUUCCUCUGCCCUGCGCUUCUGGGCUGUGUCCAGAUUUCGGACGAAGAGAACUAUGCACAUGCACCGAUCUUGGCCUGGCCCAUCCUGGGCCCAGGAUCGGUGCAUGUGCCCUCCUGGCCAAG